Messenger RNA from Ictidomys tridecemlineatus (thirteen-lined ground squirrel), 9951 nucleotides. RefSeq names its product regulator of G protein signaling 3 (gene Rgs3). The record is from RefSeq and is a predicted model, not a curated record. Gene Ontology annotation, cellular component: nucleus; plasma membrane. Lineage: Eukaryota; Metazoa; Chordata; Mammalia; Rodentia; Sciuridae. Gene Ontology annotation, molecular function: protein binding.
CCGCUCCCGCCCGCCGCCGCUCCAAGGCGCUGGUGCAGGGCGCGGGCGAGCCUGCUGCCCCGGUUACCCGCACAACACUGCCACCUCGGGUUACCCUGCCCCUCCCGCAGCAGGGACGCCAUGGAGGGCUCCCUGCACCGAGUCUCCUUCGGGAACCAGCGCGCCCGCCGGGACCUGUCCUUCUACCUCUCCACCUUUGGUCAGCUGAAGCUGUCGAUUGACACCAAGGACCGGGUCCUGCUGCUCCACAUCAUAGAAGGGAGAGGCCUGAUUAGCAAAGAGCCCGGCGUCUGUGAUCCCUAUGUGAAGGUUUCCUUGAUCCCCGAAAACAAUCGAAUGCGCUUUCAGAAGACGCAGACCAUUCCAGACUGCAGAAACCCUGCUUUCCAUGAACACUUUUUCUUUCCUGUCCCUGAAGAGGAUGACCACAAGCGUCUUCUGGUUACCGUGUGGAACAGGGCCAGUAAGACCAGGAAAUGUGCACUCAUCGGCUGCAUGAGCUUCGGGGUGAAGUCCCUCCUGGCUCCGGAUAAGGAGGUCAGCGGCUGGUACUACCUUCUGGGGGAGGACCUCGGUCGGACCAAGCACCUGAAGGUGGCCAGACGGCGGCUGCGGCCCCUGAGAGACCCGCUGCUGAGAAUGCCAGGAUGUGGGGACCCCGACAAUGGGGAGGAAUUCGAGAUCACCAUCCCGAGGGGCAAAGACGGCUUUGGCUUCACCAUCUGCUGCGACUCUCCAGUCCGAGUCCAGGCUGUGGAUUCUGGAGGCCCGGCAGAGCGGGCAGGGCUGCAGCAGCUGGACACGGUGUUGCAACUGAAUGAAAGGCCGGUGGAGCACUGGAAAUGUGUGGAGCUGGCACAUGAGAUCCGGAGCUGUCCUGGUGAGAUCAUUCUGCUGGUGUGGCGCAUGGUUCCCCAGAUCAAGCCCGGGCCAGAUGGCGGGGUCCUACGGCGGGCCUCCUGCAAGUCAACGCAUGACCUCCAGUCACCCCCCAACAAGAGGGAGAAGAACUGCACCCACGGCGCCCAGGCACGACCGGAGCAGCGCCACAGCUGCCACCUAGUGUGCGACAGCUCAGAUGGGCUGCUGCUCGGUGGCUGGGAGCGCUACACGGAGGUGACCAAGCGUGGGGGCCAGCACACCCUACCUGCGCUGUCCCGCGCCACUGCCCCCACCGACCCCAACUACAUCAUCCUGGCCCCGCUGAACCCUGGGAGCCAGCUGCUGCGGCCUUUGUACCAGGAGGACACCAUCCCCGAAGAAUCAGGGACUCCCAGUAAAGGAAAGUCCUACACGGGCCUGGGGAAGAAGUCCCGGUUGAUGAAGACAGUGCAGACCGUGAAGGGCCACGGGAACUACCAGGACUGCCCUGUCCUGAGGCCGCAUGCCACGCACUCAAGCUACGGCACCUAUGUCACCCUGGCCCCCAAAGUCCUGGUGUUCCCCAUCUUUGUACAGCCCCUAGAUCUCUGCAACCCUGCCCGGACCCUCCUGUUGUCGGAGGAGCUGCUGCUGUACGAGGGGAGGAACAAGGCUACCCAGGUGACGCUGUUUGCCUACUCGGAUCUGCUGCUCUUCACCAAGGAGGACGAGCCUGGUCGCUGCAGUGUCCUGAGGAAUCCCCUCUACCUCCAGAGCGUGACGCUGCAGGAAGGUUCUUCAGAAGACUUGAAAUUCUGUGUGCUGUAUCUAGCAGAGAAGGCAGAGUGCUUAUUCACUUUGGAGGCGCACUCGCAGGAGCAGAAGAAGAGAGUGUGCUGGUGCCUGUCGGAGAACAUCGCCAAGCAGCAACAGCUGGCAGCGUCGCCCCCGGGGAGGAAGAAACUCCACCCUUACGGCUCUCUCCAGCAGGAGAUGGGGCCAGCCAACUCCACCAAUGCUACCCAGGAUAGAAGCUUUACCUCAUCAGGACAGACUCUGAUUGGCUGAGCAAACCCAAGGGCGGGACUCUGCUUCUGGCAACUUAACCCUUUCUGGGGCGUCCCCUACCACACAGUAACCUCACCUCAACUGGACCCAAAACAGAGGACCAAGAUGGUGGGCCUAGGGUCAUCUGAAGGGAGCAGUCCCGAGGGUAUGUGUGGACUGGCAACGGGAGCAGUGGCGCCAGAGGCCCCCGGCGCAUGUGCAGACCGGUGGCAAGAGGCCCAGAUGGAAAGACUCAGAAGCUCAUUCCCUCCAAGGAGAAGGAGACUAAACGGCAUCCGGGCACCUGCGCCAAGGUCGCCCUGGUGGACAAGGUUGACCCUCCGUGGCCAGAAGUUGCCUCUACCCAGUCACUCGUUUUCAUCUGGACACAUUCGUGCGUUCAUUCAUUGGAUAUCUGGGGUCAUCUCCUCUGUGCCAGGCUCUGUGCUAGGAGCUUGGGGGGUACUAUGGAGAACCAGGUGGAUGUGGCCACUUCUCUUAUCCAGAUUCUAGUCCUAGCAGGGAAGGAACCUUAAAUAAAUCACCGCCGACAGGAGCUCACAGCUGGGAGAAUCUGUGCAGGAAGCUAACGGAUGCCUCUAGAGGGCGUUGUGUCCAGAUGGCUCUGCGGGGACAGGAAAGUGGAGGGCAAAGGAAUAAGCCAGCCAAGGUCUGAGAGCAUGGUCCAGGCCGAAGGCGCAGCAUGUGGAGGACUCCUACCAUGGGAGCGUGGAGUGCUGCCCCUAGUGGUGAGGGCCAGCCGGGGCAGGACUUAGGCAGUGUUUUGUUGAUUUCAUUCUAGAUACAGUGGGAGCCAUGGAGGGCUUUUGAGGAAGGGAGUCAGAGCCUCAGGUACAUUUCUACAAGGUCAGAUUGUGGAUAGUGGGGCCCAAGAGGACGUAUGAGGUCAGUUAGGGGUCCCUUCAGUCCUCUGGGUGAGGGACGAUGGUUUGUCCUGGAGGGUGACUGGGGUGGUGGGCAUGUGAAUGCCAGGUUCUAGGAUGAGAAGAGAUGGUUCCCUGGCCCCCGCCCCUGCCCCACCACCCGCCCUUAUCUUCCAGCACAUCUUGUUUUCUCAGUGGUGUGAGCCAGGUUUGGAACCUUCCUCAGAAAGCUGCCUGCUGGCCAGGCCUGGGCUGAAUUCUGGAGCGUUCCUGGAGGUGGGACCAGUGAUGCUCAGCCUGGCCAAGGUGGGAAGGUUCAAAGCCCCCAGACCUUGGCAGGGAUUGCCCGUGUAGCCCCUCCAUCCUAUGCUGAGUGGUCUCAUGGGAAACUGGAACCCAGCUCUGGACAUGCUUGGUUUGCUUUCUGUAGAGCUCCUAAGGGUCAGGGCCUACAGGCUGGGUGUGGCUCAGGAACUCUCAUAGACUGUCCUAGAAGACUCACUGAGGGGCAAUGAUGGGAGCCCAUCCUGUGGGCUGCCUGCCAUAGCCCCUGCUGGAGCUCAGGGUGAUGCAGCUCUCAUACCCCUUUCUAUGCCAAGGUCAUAGGUCUGAGGGACAACACUCCUGUACAAAAGGGUACGUGUAAGACCAGCAUCAUUUGUGAAGGAAAAGGGAACUGAGAGGCUGGAGAUAUGGCUCUGGCCAGAGAAGCCCCUGCCCUUGGAUACUCUCUGUGUUGUCAGUGUCUUUAGAGAAGGUUCCUGUGCCCUUGUGAGUUUGCACAGCUGCUGUGGCCACCUGAAUCCCCAGAUUGGUAGCUUAGAAGAGGAUAUGCCCCUUACCUUCCAUGUUCCCUCUUCCCAGUGUAAGGAAGAGCAGACGUGCUGAAUCAGCAGCCUACUGGGGGGGUGGGAUAGAUCUGCUGGUGACCAGGCUAAUGCCCCUGCCCAGGAGGGAGACAGACGCUGCCUGGACUGGGAUACUCAGCACCUCUGCCAGCCAGGGCUCGGCCCGCAGGGCGAAUGGAGCAGGGAGCAGCUGGGUCUGCACAGACAGCAAGCUGCACUUUGAUUUCAUUUGAUUCCCUCACAAAAUGACAUUAAGGGGAAUGGGAGGCACGAGAGAAUCGCCUGUCUGGGAAGGCAGCAGGCUUGUCUCCCCUGGGCCUGGUGACCCAGCUCUGUCCAACAGACAGGUGCAGAGGACAGGAGCUCUGGCCACAGAGAAAUGGAGACUCUGAACACAGUACCCAGACCCCGGCCGGGGCUUGCCUUCCAGCUUGUCCUGAUGAGCUAAUAGGCGGAGCAUGCUCCCAUCGGGUCCAGGGCGGGGAAGCGGACCUGUGCUGCUGGUGGGCCUGGGCUGCCCAGCGACUGCGGUGAGCCACAGUGCCAUUGCUGCUCUGCCUUGUGAAUCGAUGCAACAAUUAAUUUGGCUCCAUGGGCUCCAGAAGAUGAAAUAUGACCUGGUGGCCACCGCUCUUCUGCAUCCCAGUCCAUCCCAGCCGUUCAAGAUGGUGCACAGCUAUCCAAAUCACAUCUGAGAGUCAUAAUCACGGGAAACGUGGCCGGCCCCUCCCCACCGCAUAAAUCACGCUAAGAAGCACACAAUGGCCUCUUUCCUGAUGGGCCAAUUGUCUUGGUUUGGUGUCUUGGGCCCAGGAGCUGGGAGCAUGGGAGCACAACCAUUUAUUGUUGAAAAGGCCAUCUGUGUCAUUUGAAUACAAAGUGACCCUUUUAGUUCCCCCACACACCCUCUGAUCCUGUUUCAUGGUUUCUUAGGUCUCAGGCUCCGGCUCUUUUGAAACACUCAUCUCUCCUGUAAGCUAUCAUGCCUGGAUCUUUGAGCCCCUUUAGGAGUUGGGACAACAUGGACCUUUGGGAAAUAAUGACAUUUAUUUGUGUAUGUCUUGUUGUUUUAUUCUUUAAUUUAUCUCCCUAAAUUCUGCCACCAAAGCCCUCGUUUGUCACACAUAGCACCAAGGCACCAAAAGAAUUCUACAAAGUAAAGGUGCAGGUAAUUUUGGGAGGGUUUCUCACAGUGAUAACGUAAGAUUUGGAAAUGGCACCUGGGGUCCCCAGGCAUUAUGUCCCCUGGGCCUUUUGGAUGAGAGAGCCCUACCCUCUGAGAAGAAGUUAAGUGAUUUCUCUUAGGUCACACAGCUGGUAAGGGACCCAACCAGCCCUCAAGCUAAGACUGAACCAGUCCUCCAGUCUGAUGGAUCACUCUUUCUAGAGGCAAAAAUUUGCUUUCAGGAUUAGAAGUAAGAGAAGUCAUUGACCUCCUCCAGGAGGAAGCAGGAGGGGGCUAUCUGUGUGUCAGAAGCUGUGGCCCCGCUAGCUGUUGUGGGGAUGCUUUGGGGACAAGUACAAUGAGAGUCCUUAUUCUCUGCUGAUUGAAGAAGAAACUUCCAGUAUUCAUUUCCCUAUGGGGUGGCACAGGCUGAAAAGAUCAAUCUUUUCCCAAAAGAUUGGAAUCAAGUCUGAUGUGAAAGGCAGACUGAGCUCCUAAGACGGGUUCUUGGGGCACUGGGAAUGACUGGGUUAUGCCCCUUCCCCUCUGGAGCCUGGCAUUCAAGAGGAUCCGCAGGCACAGCCCUGGGGCCCAGGCAGGAAGGCCUGGUGGAGCAUCUGUACGGCUGGAGGCCUUGACCUGAGCCAGCUGAGAACAGAAGGGGAGGGCCUGCCUGGGCUGAUGCCUCUGCUAGGUUUUGUGCUAAUUGACUGAUUUAAGGUCUCAACCGUUGGGCGAGCGGAGAUCAAAUGGAUUGGAUUUUAGCUUUUCCCUCAAAGAGGCAGACCGUUUUCUCCAACAAGCUCAGCUCUUUCCAGAUGCCCUUGGGUUCUCCUCCCUCCCUGGCUGCUGGUCUGGCUGUGGGUGGACCGUCUUCUCGGUCUUGCUCCUGGGGUCUGCCAUCUUGCUAUUCUUUUGUCACUCUCAAGGAACAGAGCCUCGUCUCACCCUCUAUUCUGUCUCAGCUGUCUUCUCCCAAGCCUGUCUCUGAAGCCUGUCUGCUGCCUGCCGUCCUCCCAACUGGUCCCAGAUCUUGGUCUAAGGUUAGAAUGAUAACACUAGGUAAUUUUAUGAGCACUCACACUGUGAGCCAGGCACAGUGCCCAGAUUUGACGCACGGUAUCUCUUUUAAUCCUCACUUCGGUAUUAUGAGCUUCAUUAUUCUGUUUCACAUUGACUCCCAUUAUGCCCAGUAUAUAGUCUCAGAGGAAUUCAGAAACUUGCCCAAGGUCACACAGCUGGUGGGUGGCUCAGAUUGCAACCCAGGUAGCCCAGCUCCAGAACCCUGGCUUUGGAUGAUUUGGUUCUAAUGCUGCUUUCCUGCAACCACAGACCAUCCCAGCUGGGAAGGGCUGGGGUGACUGGGCAGUCACACUCCUGCUUAAAAGCCAUCAGGGAGGCCAUUGUCCUCAGAAUAAAGCCCAGGUCUCUAUGUUCUCCUGGCUGCUCUUCCCUUUUGCUUUGCCCCUGAGCCUGGCCACAGGGGGCUAUGUCCCCUGCUCCAACGUCCCAGUGCCCAUUCAUGUAUAGGCUUUCCUCCUGCUUGAUGCUGCUUUACCUCUGUGCUGUCUGUGCUGGCUUCCAUCUUCAACCUUCAAGGCUUAGCACCUCCUCCGAGACCCCUUUCUCAGGCACACAUCAGAAGCCGCUGCCUCCCGCCGUAGCGCUUUCCCAGAGGAGUUUCAUACUGAGCGUGGUCUAUCAGCAGAGCUCUCUCUUGCAAUAUUACAAGCCCCUGUGGGGGGGCAAGUGGAGGCCAUGUUUUAUUUGUCUUUUGCUGUUGUCUGGCCCACAGUAGGUGCGCAGUAGAUGUUGUAUUGGGCUGCCCAGUGCAACCCUCUCAUGUUCUGGAAAUUAGAGGAGGAAACAGGAUCCAAAAGGGGAAGUGACCUGGCCAGGGUCAUGGGCAAGUUAGCAUCAGAGCCAGGGCUAGAACUUCAGGUCAGAGGACUCUCUUGCUCAGAGCUCUUUUUAUUGUCCUACCCCUUGCUUUGCAGAUACCAGGGCAGGGCUGAAGUCCCAAGGGGUUUAUGAGGCAAUCUAAUCAGAUUCACGUCAGAGUCAAGGGUAGCAACCAUGUUCCCAGGCUGACCAGAGUCUCCUGACCAGAGGGAAAGGAAGCCUAACCAGAGCUGCUAUUAUGGUUCUCUUCGCCACGUUUUAGGGCUCCCCCCUCUCACUUGUCUCGUGGAAAACCAAAGUAGAAUUCCAAUGCUCUUGGUUCAAAUACUGACUUCGCUGGUACUUACUAUGUGACCUUGGGCAAAUUGCUUCUCAUCUCUAAUCAUCCAUUUCCUUACCAAGAAAAAUGAAGGAGUUGAACUUUAAUGGUCUCCAGGAUUCAUCAAAUUCCAAACUAUUCAGAUAGAACCACAACGUUCAGUAUAGAGUAGCUGCCUCCUCCAAGAGGAUAGAGCCCUUGAUGGACAGCUGGAACUAGUUCAAGUUCUUCAUCAUUGUCACUGUCUCCAGACACACACCUGAUCCCUUGGGACAGUUCCACACUGGAUUCCAGAGGGGAGAAUGGGCAGGAAGCCUCAGGACUCUUAAGAGGAAGAAAGAGCAGACAUCAGAGAGUAUGUGUGUGGAAACACUCACAUGUACUGGGUUAAUAUCCAUCAUGCACUCAUAACUCAAGGUUUGCUUGUGGAUCUUAUACCAGUCAGGGUCCUCAUCACAGAUGCCCAAAAUUAAACCCACACCUGCCUCCAUCUCACUCAGGGCCACCUCUUCUAGGCUCCCCGGGAGGCCAGCCCAAGGAGCUCUCAGCCUAGAAUCUUCCCCUCCCUCCUUCCCUUCUGCUCAGGUGGCCUGGCACACCCAGGAAUCGUUCGAACUUCACAGCGACAGGUGCACAUGAGUGUCUUUAACCUUACCAGCUCUGGUCUACAGCAUCAGGCUGACUUCAAGUGGAAUUGAUGGUCAUCAGUGUGCAGUGCUCAGUUUUUGGAGGGGUCGGAAGUCUCUCUCUCCUGCAGACCCUUCCCCAGAAGUUGUCGUGGACUUGUUUCAUUGCCCUUAACAUCUGUCCCUUAUCCCUCAGACAAUACUACUGAAGAUAAAUUUUCUUAAAAGGUGUCUUUUAAACAUUAGUGCUUUUCCAUUUGAGUUUAAUUCUAUUAUUGCAAAUUUAGUUUUCUACCAUUUUUUCCUCCAUGGAAGAACAUUAAGGGAAAAGUAGCCCAGGAAGAUGGCCAUGAUUUAUGACACAGUUUCCAAUGGAAAGUACAUUCUAUGGUUAACCCCCAGAAGACUUUGGGACCACAACCCAGCACAUAUCCCAAAGCAGAGAAGUCAGUAUUUAUGUUGAAUAACUAGAAUUAACCAUAAACUCUUCUAAGGUGUCUCUAAAAUAAAUAAAUAAAUAAAUAAAUAAAUAAAUAAAUAAAUAAAUAAAUAAAUAAAUAAUCCUCCCGUGUUCCCUACUGAGGUCAAUUGAUUAACAAAGUGAUUUACAGAAACCAAACCAACUGGGAGGUAAGACUUGGCCAAGGGCACAUAGCUGGUACCAGGCUUUUGAAGAUUCUGCUGGGUUGGGGGCACGGAGCAGGGCACAGAUGGUCUUAGAUGGCUGUCCUCGUCUCUCAGCAAUGCACAGAGUUGUCAUUAAGAAAAUACAAGCCACUGUUUUGGCUGUAAUGGAAAAGUGAGAAACCAGGCCAGCUAAUGGCUUAGGGAGAGGUUGUCUAGUGGCCGGCUUGUCUAGAAAUUCCUGGCAUGUUCUUGCUGGAGCGGAAUGAAUGGGCCCCUGUUUUACCUGGAGCUCCAAGGGUGGGGGCGGGCUGGUGGAGGUGAGGCGUUCCCCUGUGGUCUGUUCUAAAAAUAGAAGUGGGAACUACAACUGAGGGAAGAGGAGGGGGCCCCUUUGGGAGCAGGGUGGAGACUCCUGGCCCCCUUCCUCUUCCUGCCGGGGCCCUUGGUGAGGAAGUCCCACAGAGUCACAGAAUUCAGGUCUGGGAGGGUCCUGGAGCAGCAGCCCUCCCCUCCCCCACCCUCCCCACCGGGAGGCCCUGGAGGCCCAGGGCUGGAGGACUGGCCUGCAGUCACUUAGUCUGGGGAGAAGUUUCCAGAGGAAGGCGGUCUUUCUCCUGCUGUUUCAGAGGGCAGCCUGAGACCUUGCGAGGUUUUCUCUCGCUGCCUCUGGGCUCACGGGGCCUGGGAACUCCUGCUACCGGAUGUAGUCGGGCUUCCUGAGUGUCGCCUGGCAGGCGAGGAGUCCCCCGGUUAGUCCACUCUGUGCCCUGACCUCGGUCAGCGCCAGGCCUUCCCCUUUCUGAUGUCCCCUCCCUUGCUGACUUGUCACCUCCUGCACUCUCUGCAGGGAGGAGGAGCAUAGAACUGGCCUCAGGAGUGAGGCUUCUCCCCUUGGGGUCUUUCUCUGCCCUUCCCUGGGAACAGGCAGAAGAGGCAGCUAGAGGCAGAGGGGCCAGGGGUCCAGGGCCUCUGUGGGCACUAGUAGCUGUAGGGUUAGUACAAAAUGAGGCAAGAGCACACACGAACACCUGUCACGCUGACUCUUGUGAUGAUCAGAGGGUGGUGGUGAGAACAUCUCUUACAACGCUAACAGGAGAGGCUGUCAUGACGUGGAACAGCGAACACAGGUGUGACUCUGUCACCCCCUAACUAGGGGCCUCGUCCCUUGGGGGCAUGGCAGGAUUAUUAGUAUAAUUUCUCAUGCAGUUGACUUUUUUUUGGAUUGUAAAAGAGAUUCAUGUCAUUUACGUUUAUGAUAAAGAAUAGAUUUAUACAGAUGAACCAGGAGAAGGAAAUGAGCCUAAUCCCAGCACCCAGAGAUAACCACGGUUAACUUUGGGGGGGGGUUAACUUGUCAGGCAUUUGUUUACACACAUAUAUAUCUUAUUUGCAAAUUGGGGUUACUGGUGCAAUUUCCUAACCUGCUUUCUUCCGUGUAGUAGAUCCAUGUUGUUCUUAACAACAUCAUUUUUAUUUAGUGCCUGCAGAGUAAUUCAUUAUGUAGAUCAAACAUGCUUUAUUUAAACCACCUCCAGCAGGUCAACGUUCAAGUGGUUUCCAGUUUUUCCUUGUUACAAACACCUGAGAUAAAAAUCCUUGUAGAUAAAUGUUGGUGUCCCCAGCUUUGGGCUCAGCAUCCAGUUUGACUCUCAAUAAAUAAUUGUUGAAAGAA